CAUCGAGCCCUCCAAGCCGCGCACACCAUUUAUUUUGUUUUUCAACUCUCUUCGUUCCUUCUUUGCUUUUGUCAAGUCCUUCCUUCAAGCCACCCUACCGAUUCAUGCUAUAAAAGCCCUAUCCCGCCACCUCAUCCCAGCUGCCAGCCCAAGACCACACCCCUCUCAUCCCACUUUGUAACCAUGGCGUCAAAAUCAGCCAGUGCCGGUGGCUUCGCGCCGGUCCUAUCUGCCUUGACGACUAUGCAGAGCAAUGUUGCAGGAAAAGAAAAGACCGAGGCACACGAGUUCCUUGAAAAGUUCCAGAAAUCGUCCGAAGCAUGGAAUACGACACAUGCAAUUCUGCAGGAUUCGUCGGUACCUGUAGAGGCCAGACUUUUUGCUGCUACGACCCUGAAGGGCAAGAUUAUUUAUGAUCUUCAUCAGCUGCCUGCAGAGGCUCUUACGCCACUUCGAGAUUCACUCUUGUCCCUCCUCCAACUCUAUCUCGCUGGACCGAGACCGAUCCGGACGCAAUUAUGCAUAUGUCUUGCAAGUUUGGCAAUCCAGUUGACUUCGUGGAAGGACGUUUUGAGUACGGUGGGCACAGCGGUUGGCAAUAGUAGUGAUGGCGGAGAUUGUCUACUCGACUUCUUGCGAAUCCUACCUGAAGAGGUCACGGAAGGCCGUAAAAUCAACCUUUCAGAAGAGGAACUCGCCGAUAGAACAAAGGAACUCCUUGAGGACAACUCCGCCCAGGUCUUGAAUCUCUUGGUUUCCUAUGCACAGUCAUCCACCCAGGCAGCGCACAACCCGCGGCUUUACUCUUGUAUCGCCUCCUGGCUGCGGGAAAUCCCUACAAUCGAUGUGGUAAACUCCCCGUUACUGAAUGAGAUAAUUGAUGCCAUCAACGACAAUGACUCGUUUGACUCAGCGGUUGACUGCCUGUGCACCAUGUUCAGAGAUACACGGGACGUCGACGAGUCACUAAGCGUCAUUAAAAUCCUUUAUCCCCGAAUAAUCCAGCUACGACCGAUGAUCCAGCAAAGCGCUGCCACCGAAGACAAUGAUCUGAUGAAGGGCGUCACCCGAAUCUUUGCCGAAGCUGGAGAAGCAUGGGUCGUCCUCAUCGCACGCAUGCCAACAGAGUUCCGGGACCUUGUCGAGUGCGUCCUAGAGUGCUGUAUGCGCGACAAAGAUCGCGAAGCCAUCUCCGUCACAUUUGUGUUCUGGUACGAACUUAAACAAUGUUUGACUAUCGAGAAAUACAUCUCGGCUCGGGCUUCUCUAGCAGACCUAUACUCCAAGCUCGUGGAUGUCAUGAUCAAGCACCUUGAAUUUCCGACGCCAGAAGACGGGGACGAGAAAGAUCUUUUCGACGGAGACCGAGAGCAAGAAGACAAAUUCCGGGGUUUCAGACAUAACAUGGGCGACGUUCUCAAGGAUUGCUGCGAGGUGAUCGGCGUUACACAAUGUCUUGGUAAGGCAUUUGCUCUGAUACAAACUUGGGGCCAGCAAUAUGGUUCUCAGGUGUCGGGUGCCAGUGUCCCCCAUUGGCAGGAGCUCGAAGCACCUCUUUUCAGUCUACGAGCCAUGGGCCGUAUGGUCAGCCCCGAAGAAGAAACUGUACUGCCUAACGUCAUUCCUCUCCUGACGACAGUGCCGGACCAUGAGAAACUUAAGUUCCAGGCCAUCAUGGCCUUGGCUCGAUAUACAGAAUGGACAUCACAGCAUCCAGAAACUCUUGAGGCACAGCUGAACUAUGUCAUAUCUGGAUUCAAUCACACCUCAGUGGAAGUUGUGCAGGCUGCUGCUCUUGCAUUCAGAUUUUUGGGCACAGAUUGCCAGAAAUUGCUCGGCGACCAUAUACCGCAGCUACACCACUUUUAUGAGAGUGUUAUUGACAAGCUCAAACCAUCAAGUCAAGAAGAGGUCACUGAAGGAGUCGCAGCAGUCGUGGCUGUCCAACCUGUCAACAAAAUUUACGAGACUCUAAAGAUGUUUUGUGACCCAGUCAUGAGCAGAGUUGUCUCGCUAGCUCAACAAGCUAAGGAUGAGAAUGGCGAGAAGACAGUUGCUGACUACUUAGGACUGAUGACAAUUUUCUUCGAUUGGGUACAACCAUAUGUCUCGCCUAAUGAGCCCAACCCAGCGGUCAAAUAUUGUCAAGAAAUUUUGCCAGCUUUGUCGGGCAUUGCGAAGCAUUUCACACGAUCAAUACCGAUCUUGGAACGAGUAUGCAAAUGUUGGCGGGUGAUGGUGAUAUCCUACCGCACAGCAACGGCCCCUCUCCUCCCUGCACUUGCUAGCAGUAUUGCUGAAGGAUUUGAGGCAUCCCGACAAGGAUGCUUCUUGUGGGCGACCGAUGCAGUUAUUCGAGAAUUUUCCUACGGCGCCGAGUUCGUCGACGAAGCCACUAGUGACAACGUUUUCAGAUUCUUCGCACAACAGGCAACUGUCUUCUUCAAGAUACUGACAGAGCUGCAACCCGUGGAACUGCCAGAUGUGAUUGAAGACUUCUUCCGGCUUUCAUCAGACGCCGUCAGAUUCUACCCAAACAAGUCGAUAACCUCAAACCUGUCACUUCCCAUGGUUCAGGCCUCCCUCACAGCAUUGACAUUGCAGUCAAUGGAGCCUAUCCAAGCGGCACUACAUUUUCUAAGAGAUUUCCUGGAUUUUGGCUUCGAAAAACCUCCAAUCUCAAAUUUUAAUGGCCCUGAUGGUGAGCCGACACCUGGUACGCCUCCAGAAGUACGGGAGGCGGUAAAACAGGUGCUCAACUCUACUGGCCAGCAACUUGUCCAUCGAGUUUUGACAGGCAUGAUGUUCAGCUUUCCGGAGGAUUGCUUCCCGGAUGCUUCGGGCGUAUUACUGUCCUUGUUCAACCUGGCACCAGAAACUGCGGCUCAGUGGGUUCAAGGAACACUGCAGCUCCUACCAACUGGCACUCUGAAGCCAGCCGAAGCCAAUAAGCUCAUGAAGGGCAUUAGUGACAAGUUACAGCAGAAUGAGCCGAGAAAGGUUCGUGUACUAUUGCAGGACUUCACCAAUUCUUAUCGCAGAAGGAAUGUGGCUCCACGAGAAGGGCUUGGAAGGUUGGAGGCAACAAGAUUUAGAUUUAGCGGCUGAAUAACAACGAGGUACGAGGUGUCAGGAGCUGCAUCGGGUUUGUUGAUCAAGCUCUUUCACCCCAGAUCAACCACCUUAUUGCCAUCAAAAUGCCACCUCUGGAGAUUGAAAUGUCGUCAAGCAGAUCCAGCACUUCAUGUUUUACAGACAAUCGGUCUGAUGAUUUGUUACACACACUGAUGCAACUGGGUAUAUUCUCCAACUCAGCAGCCAGAUAGCUAGCAACGAAAAUUUCCAGCCUAGGACACCAAAUAUCCGCCCAUGGCAGCAUUUCUGGGAUCUACCACGUACUGUACACCAUGUACUAGGCUCAAGUAUGGCGGUAUGCCAUAUCAUGGCCCAUAACCGCAGGCCCCUGCGGUAUAGUUAUGCAUCUCAAGUCAACACCCGAACUAGGAGUGGCAGGUGCUCGGCUGACAUCCUUGUCUCGCCACGGUGUAAUGGCUACGUGUCCGAAGAUAUCAUCACCAGUGUAUUAGUACACCGAGGAGGCAAUGGCAGAGACUGGAAGAGAGAACGUCACAAUCUUCAACCCGCUUGCUGUUGACGAUGGAGGGAGGAGGGUCAUCCACUUUUGGGGUUAUCUUGGUGGAAGAUGUUAAACGAUACAAUCCAUUUUGUCCAGCCUAGUCACAUAUACACAACACUGUAAAGCC
Messenger RNA from Exophiala oligosperma, 3764 nucleotides. RefSeq lists its product as uncharacterized. The transcript is spliced from 5 exons. The record is from RefSeq and is a predicted model, not a curated record. Bases 184 to 3108 code for a protein of 974 amino acids. Gene Ontology annotation, molecular function: small GTPase binding. Gene Ontology annotation, cellular component: cytoplasm; nuclear membrane. Lineage: Eukaryota; Fungi; Ascomycota; Eurotiomycetes; Chaetothyriales; Herpotrichiellaceae. Gene Ontology annotation, biological process: protein import into nucleus.